This is a messenger RNA of Nannospalax galili (Upper Galilee mountains blind mole rat), 1071 nucleotides long. It is a transcript of the gene Ppdpfl, whose product is annotated as pancreatic progenitor cell differentiation and proliferation factor like. The coding region runs from base 220 to 465 and encodes 81 amino acids. The record is from RefSeq and is a predicted model, not a curated record. Lineage: Eukaryota; Metazoa; Chordata; Mammalia; Rodentia; Spalacidae. The transcript is spliced from 2 exons.
AGAAAAUGUAAUAUUCUUUAUUGUGGAAGCCUUUUCAUUGAUUUGAGAACUUGAUAAAUUGAGAUUUCAGGAAUUAAACUCAUCUUCAGCUUCAAGUUCAAUGCCUUCCUCGGCUACAUCAACCCCAGUCUCAAAACAAAGCAAAGUGAAACAACAAAGAGAAUUUGAUUCAGUUUUUCAAUUCUUUAAUUCACAAGCUAGAAAUAAGUGAUUUCAAUCAUGCAUAUAAAAAAUGUGUGUGCUUGUCUGUCUGAUGGUUCAGGUUUUUAUUUGUUUCUGACAGAGUCCAGUAUUUCCUCAGUGAGUUCAUUGACCAGCUCUGAUUCUGCAAAUUUCCUAGUAGAUGACAAAUCUCUGCAAGAAUUAACUGAUGUGGCAGAAUCCACCUGGUGGUUUAAAUCUUUUUUCCAUUCUGAACCUGUACUUUCAAAUGUGAAAAGUCAAGAUCCAUCUGCUAGUGGGUGAGUUUUGACCUCUUUUGAUGGUGUUUGUUCUUACUUCCCUGGAGGAACAAUGCAGGUGAUGACUUUCAUGGAAAUGUGUGCUGUAAUAUGCACUGCUUCUGUGAUGGUCUGAGGCUUUGGUGUGCUUCCAGCUGCAGGUCUAGGCUCACCCAUUGUAACCAGCUGUCAGUAAGGCUGUGAGCAUGUCUACUGGCCAAGUCAGGUGGUAAUUUGCAUCACUGUUUAGCUAGAGAUGGACUGGGAAUCACCAGCAAGGUUCUGAUUUGUUUUUCCAAAGCUGUUAAGAAAAGCAUUAACUGAAUUUUGACUGCUGUCCUAGAGAGCCUUCAUCUGUGCCCCUGCUGGUUUUGAUUAGCCUCUGCAUGGUACCUAUUACCAGACAGACUGAGUUGAUGAUGGGUCUGCACUAACCUUUCGCUUAUACUUUGAACUUUAACACAUUGAAUAGUGAUGUUAUUACAAUAUUUUUGAAAAGUGCUUGUUUGAUAUUUUAGAAACUAUAAUAUCCCACUACUCAGUGGAACAGAAACAAUAUACAUUGUGAUGUAGGUCAUAGAUUUUGAGGCUAAAACAAUGGUUUGCAGGAAUUUCCUAAAUAAUAUAAAUU